Messenger RNA from Kogia breviceps (pygmy sperm whale), 3618 nucleotides. NCBI's taxonomy places the organism in Eukaryota, Metazoa, Chordata, Mammalia, Artiodactyla, Physeteridae. The record is from RefSeq and is a predicted model, not a curated record.
CGUUCUUCGGGCUACAAGAAGGCCGAUGAUGAGAUGUCCCGGGCCACGUCUGUUGGGGACCAGCUGGACGCGCCAGCCCGCACCAUUUACCUCAACCAGCCGCAUCUCAACAGAUUCCGUGACAACCAGAUCAGUACGGCCAAGUACAGCGUGUUGACGUUUCUACCUCGAUUCUUGUACGAGCAGAUCAGGAGAGCUGCCAAUGCCUUCUUCCUCUUCAUUGCCUUAUUACAGCAAAUUCCAGAUGUUUCUCCAACAGGAAGAUAUACCACCCUGGUGCCAUUGAUCAUUAUUUUAACAAUCGCAGGCAUCAAAGAGAUUGUAGAAGAUAUUAAGCGACAUAAGGCAGACAGUGCAGUUAACAAAAGGAAAACGAUAGUGUUAAGGAAUGGUAUGUGGCAUACCAUUAUGUGGAAAGAGGUGGCCGUGGGAGACAUCGUGAAGGUCGUCAACGGGCAGUGUCUUCCCGCGGAUGUGGUCCUGCUGUCCUCCAGUGAACCUCAGGCAAUGUGUUAUGUUGAGACAGCCAAUCUCGAUGGGGAGACGAACCUUAAAAUACGUCAGGGUGUGAGUCACACGGCUGACAUGCAGGUGAGGGAGGUGCUGAUGAAGUUGUCUGGGAGCAUAGAGUGCGAAGGGCCCAAUCGCCACCUCUACGAUUUCACCGGAAACUUGAACUUGGAUGGGAAAAGCCCUGUUGCCCUUGGGCCUGACCAGAUCUUAUUAAGAGGUACACAGCUUAGAAAUACUCAGUGGGUCUUUGGCAUAGUUGUUUAUACUGGACACGACACCAAACUCAUGCAGAAUUCCACCAAAGCACCUCUCAAGAGAUCGAAUGUUGAGAAAGUGACUAAUGUGCAGAUCCUGGUCCUCUUUGGCAUUCUCCUGGUCAUGGCCUUGGUGAGCUCCGUGGGAGCCCUGUACUGGAACGGCUCUCAAGGAGGAAAGAACUGGUACAUCAAGGAGAUGGACGCGAGCUCCGAGAAUUUUGGUUAUAACUUGUUGACGUUCAUCAUCUUGUAUAACAAUCUGAUUCCCAUCAGUCUGUUGGUGACCCUCGAGGUUGUGAAGUACACACAAGCCCUCUUCAUAAACUGGGACACAGAUAUGUAUUAUGUAGGAAAUGACACUCCUGCCAUGGCCAGGACGUCAAACCUUAAUGAAGAGCUUGGGCAGGUAAAAUACCUGUUUUCUGACAAAACGGGAACUCUUACAUGCAAUAUCAUGAACUUCAAGAAGUGUAGCAUUGCUGGCAUAACCUAUGGUCAUUUUCCAGAAUUGACAAGGGAACCAUCAUCAGAUGAUUUCUGCCAGAUACCUCCUCCGCCUAGUGACUCCUGUGACUUUGAUGACCCCAGGCUCUUGAAGAACAUUGAGGAUCAUCAUCCCACAGCCCCCUGCAUCCAGGAGUUCCUCACCCUCCUGGCCGUGUGCCACACCGUGGUCCCCGAGAAGGACAGAGACAACAUCAUCUACCAGGCCUCCUCCCCAGACGAAGCUGCGUUGGUGAAAGGGGCUCGGAAGCUGGGCUUCGUGUUCACAGCCAGAACGCCCUACUCUGUCAUCAUAGAGGCCAUGGGACAGGAGGAGACAUUUGGAAUCCUUAAUGUCCUGGAGUUUUCUAGCGACAGAAAAAGAAUGUCUGUAAUUGUGCGAACCCCUUCAGGACAGCUUCGACUCUAUUGUAAAGGGGCUGAUAACGUGAUUUUUGAGAGACUUUCUAAAGAUUCAAAAUACAUGGAGGAAACACUGUGCCAUCUGGAGUAUUUUGCCACGGAAGGCUUGCGGACCCUCUGUGUGGCUUACGCUGACCUCUCGGAGAGUGAUUAUGCAGAGUGGCUCAAAGUCUACCAAGAAGCCAGCACCAUCUUGAAGGACAGAGCUCAGCGGCUGGAAGAGUGUUACGAGAUCAUCGAGAAGAAUUUGCUGCUGCUUGGAGCCACAGCCAUAGAAGAUCGUCUUCAGGCAGGCGUGCCAGAAACCAUAGCAACUCUGUUGAAGGCAGAAAUUAAAAUAUGGGUGUUGACGGGCGACAAACAAGAAACUGCAAUUAACAUAGGCUAUUCCUGCCGGUUGGUGUCACAGAACAUGGCCCUUAUCCUACUGAAGGAGGAUUCUUUGGACGCCACGCGGGCAGCCAUCACUCAGCACUGCGCCGACCUUGGGAGUCUCCUGGGCAAGGAGAACGACGCAGCCCUCAUCGUCGACGGGCACACCCUGAAGUAUGCGCUGUCCUUCGAGGUCAGGAGAAGCUUCCUGGACUUGGCCCUCUCGUGCAAAGCGGUCAUAUGCUGCAGAGUGUCCCCUCUGCAGAAGUCGGAGAUAGUGGAUGUGGUGAAGAAGCGGGUGAAGGCCAUCACCCUGGCCAUCGGGGACGGUGCCAACGACGUCGGGAUGAUUCAGACGGCCCACGUGGGUGUGGGCAUCAGCGGCAACGAGGGCAUGCAGGCCACCAACAACUCGGAUUACGCCAUCGCACAGUUUUCCUACUUGGAGAAGCUCCUCCUGGUUCAUGGCGCCUGGAGUUACACCCGGGUGACCAAGUGCAUCCUGUACUGCUUCUACAAGAACGUGGUCCUCUACAUCAUCGAGCUUUGGUUCGCCUUUGUUAAUGGAUUUUCUGGGCAGAUUUUAUUUGAACGUUGGUGCAUCGGCUUGUACAAUGUGAUUUUCACGGCGCUGCCCCCCUUCACGCUGGGCAUCUUCGAGAGGUCGUGUAGCCAGGAGAGUAUGCUGAGGUUCCCGCAACUCUACAAGAUCACCCAGAACGCCGAGGGCUUCAACACCAAGGUUUUCUGGGGUCACUGCAUCAACGCCUUGGUCCACUCCCUCAUCCUCUUCUGGUUUCCCAUGAAAGCGCUGGAGCACGAUACUGUGUUGGCCAAUGGUCAUGCCACAGACUAUUUAUUUGUUGGAAAUAUUGUUUAUACGUAUGUUGUUGUUACUGUUUGCCUGAAAGCUGGUUUGGAGACUACAGCUUGGACAAAAUUCAGUCACCUGGCCGUCUGGGGAAGCGUGCUCAUCUGGCUGGUGUUUUUUGGCAUCUACUCAACCAUCUGGCCCACCAUUUCCAUUGCUCCAGAUAUGAAAGGACAGGUCACCAUGGUCCUGAGCUCUGCGCACUUCUGGCUGGGAUUAUUUCUGGUUCCUACCGCGUGUCUGAUGGAAGAUGUGGUGUGGAGAGCGGCCAAGCACACCUGCAAAAAGACACUUCUGGAGGAGGUGCAGGAGCUGGAAAGGAAGUCCAGGGUGAUGGGGAAAGCGAUGCUCCGGGACAGCAACGGAAAGAGGACCAACGAGCGAGACCGGCUGCUCAAGAGGCUGGGCAGGAAGACGCCGCCCACCCACUUCCGGAGCGGCUCCCUCCAGCAGUCAGUGCCACACGGAUACGCCUUCUCGCAAGAGGAGCACGGAGCCGUGACUCAGGAAGAAAUAGUUCGCGCCUACGACACCACCAAAAAGAAACACAGGAAGAAGUGAGACGCGGUCUCCCGACGGAGCCUCAGAAAGAGAUGGUUUGCUGCACCCGGUGUUAACACGUGUUUUCAGAAGAGACGGGUGCCGGUGGCCAAAACACCGGAAGCACAUCCCGUGGCCUGAGCCCGCCCGUUCGUUAGC